CCAAACACGCAGAGAGAAGAGAGAUAUCAGUAGAUUCUCUCUCUUCCGACAGCCAAGUGAUCUGUAAUGGAUUUGAGUAUCGCUGGCAAAUGAACAAAAAGAGAAAAAACACCAGCAACCAAACCCAAAAUUAUACGAACCAUAAACACCAAAAAAAAUAGAACGAAAGAAGGGGGAAAAACCCAAUCUUUUUCUUCUUCUUAGAGAUAUUUAGGCCGCAUCUAGAAUCUAGCCUAGUCCCAGAAGAGAAAGAGUGAGAGUAAGCUCCAAGAAUCUCAAAGAACAAGAAUUCAUUCACUCAUACAUAAUUGAAAGUACACGUUUCUAAUUUUCCUUAGGGCUUUGGGAAUUCUCCCUUUUCUCUGCUCUCAGAUCCAUGGUCGAUUCUUGACUGGGUUCUUCGUAUACGCCACGUAUUUCUUUCUUUCAUGGUUCUUGUCAGGGUUGCAGUCUAGUGGUUGCAACUUGCAAAGUUUGAUGGAUACAGACAACGACACACCUCUGUCUCUGAAUGUUGAGGCAUGUGAAAAUGGACUUCUGCAACAACUUCAGCCUGCCGGGGAAGAACUUGCCGCUCAUAAGUCCGAAGGGGUACCGAAUGGCAGUCCUAUGAUUGAAGAAGUGCAACAGAAAUUUCCAAGUUCUGUCAUUUUGAAGGAAGAUGAAGCUGUUGAAACAUCCGUUGAAGAGGUUGGGGACAAAUCAAUAGUGCCUCCUUAUAGCAAUGGCAGUGUUAGUUCUAAGGAAUCAAAAGUUAAGAAUUCUGCAGAUCACCAGAGUGACAAACCACAGAAAGCUUCCGGAAAGCUCAAAAAUGGGAAACCUUCAAGCAGUGGAAAUUCAGUGAUUUCUGGGGCAAAGAAGGACAAAGACGGAAAGCCAAAAGGAACCAUGCCCUCCAAAUCACUGCCGAAAGAACCUACUGCCCUUGGUGCAAAGGGUAGUUCAGUUAAUGAGAGGAAAGCUUCUGAGAGAAAUACAAAGCUUGUUCCUUCUCUAAAGUCUAAUCAUUCUAAGCAGACUGAUAAAGUAUCUUCCCCGAGUGGUCCACAGUCCGAAAGCCUAAAGGAAAAAACUAAAGUGAAGCUUCCACUGAAGAAAGACACUCCAAAUAAAGUUGAAUCAACGGCCAAAUCCAUUGCAAGUCCUACAUCGGAAGAUGCCAAGUCGCGCAGAGCUAAUGCACUUCCAAGCUAUGGUUUCAGUUUCAAGUGUAAUGAAAGGGCUGAAAAAAGGAAAGAGUUUUACUCAAAACUCGAGGAAAAGAUCCAUGCAAAGGAAAUGGAGCAGAAUAAUAUACAAGCAAAAACUAAGGAAUCACAAGAAGCUGAGAUCAAAAUGUUUAGAAAGUCCUUAACAUUCAAAGCAACUCCAAUGCCGACCUUCUAUCAGGAACCUCCACCUCCAAAGGUGGAGCUGAAAAAGAUUCCUCCAACGAGAGCAAAAUCUCCCAAGCUUGGCAGGAAGAAGGUGUCUUCUAAUAGGUUGAGCUUAGACCAAAAAGUGUCCUUCGAGGAUACCCCUCCUUCGAAGGACCUCUCCCUUGCCAGUGCUAAUAAAAGGACUCAACGGAAGUCCCUUCCCAAGUUGCCAUCUCAGAGUACCAAUUUAUCGUCCCGCGAAACCAAGAAACCUUCCCAUUCUAAAGCUGUCUCUUCUAAGGAGACUGAAAAUGUUCCUUCUCUUCCAGACAACUCUAUUGCAGAAGACUCUGCAGCAUCUAAUACAAAAGAGGAGGAGACAGUUGUUGAGCCAGAGGUGAAUGAUGAGCCAAGUUUUGAUGAAGGGCAGGAAUCUAUUGCCGUGGACCAUUAAAACCAAGAACGGAGGGGCGCAUUUGGAAAUUACUCUUUGGGAAUGAACUGGUGAAGCUACAUUGCAAAAUACUACAAAUAAGGUAUGGGGGUGUUUUGGUCAUAGAAGAAGAUUUGGUUGUCUCUAAGGUGGAUUUUCUUUUGUCAUAGUAUUGGCACUUGAAGAAAUUUGUGUGCAGAUUGCAAACUUGUAAGGUCACUUCUCAUUAUUGUUAUUAUUAUUAUUUUUUUUUUGGCAAUUUAUGGGUCUUAGUUUUUAUGGUUAAGAUUGUAUUCCUAGAGUAAAAGAUUUUUUUUUUUUUGGAAUUUUGCCCUUGAAAUAU
Molecule: messenger RNA, 2137 nt
Organism: Cuscuta campestris
Lineage: Eukaryota; Viridiplantae; Streptophyta; Magnoliopsida; Solanales; Convolvulaceae
Source: the annotation of a GenBank genome assembly